This is a messenger RNA of Episyrphus balteatus (marmalade hoverfly), 1780 nucleotides long. RefSeq names its product dipeptidase 3. Lineage: Eukaryota; Metazoa; Arthropoda; Insecta; Diptera; Syrphidae. Gene Ontology annotation, biological process: proteolysis. The transcript is spliced from 3 exons. The coding region runs from base 112 to 1449 and encodes 445 amino acids. The record is from RefSeq and is a predicted model, not a curated record. Gene Ontology annotation, molecular function: metallodipeptidase activity.
CUGAAAAAUCAAAAGUAAAGCCCUUUUGGUUUGUUGGUAAAUAAAAUUACGACCAACAAAAUCUUUGUUUUUUUCACCUAAAAAAAAAAGUUUACUUAAUUCAAUUUAAUCAUGAACACCGUACCUAACCACGAGUUUUUAGAAGUUCACACUGUCCAUCAGCAUCAGCCACAUUGUAAGCAGCAAUGUUUUGUGUUCACCGAAAUAGCUGAUAUCGAACUCCCACCGGAAAUGAAUAAAUUUACAACAGAAAAAAUACGAAACGGUAGCAUAUCUUCGUGCAAAAAAGAAGUUAUGGAUUAUGAGUCAAAACGAAGCAAAGGAGCAUCUUCCAGAGGACGUAAAGUCCUUAUUGCACUUGGAGUUAUUUUGGUUUGCAUUGCAAUGGCUGGAGGGAUACCAUUGGCUCUGCAGCUUCGUUCGUCGUCUUUGUUGGAAGCACGUCUUGCAUUUAUUCGUCGAUUGUUAACAGAAUCUCCAUUGGUUGAGGGAUAUUGGAGUCCCAAGAAGGAUAUGAACUUUACCAAUAGCAUUGGGGAAGUGAGGAAGAAUUUUAUCGGUGCAGUUUUGUGGCCAAUAGCAGUACCUUGUGGGGCACAAUAUCUCGAUGCGGUUCAACUUGCAUUGGAAGGAAUCGAUGAAGCAAGGCGAAUAACGCUGAACUCUGAAUCCAUGCAUAUUGUUGAAUCAGCAGAUGAAAUGGAGCAAACCCAUAUUCGAGGAGAAGUGGCGAUACUCAUGGGAUUGGGCGGUGGUCAUGCUAUAGGAGCUAGUUUAGCUGUUCUCAGAUCAAUGUACAUGUUGGGGGCCCGAUUUGUUUCAGUUACCAGUUUGGAAUGUCCCACACCAUGGGCGGCAGCUUCAAUAAGAAGACACGACUAUAUAAUUGAGGAUAAUUCCACCAAUACUCUCACCGAUUUUGGCAAAACAGUUCUUUAUGAGAUGAAUCGAUUGGGAAUGUUGGUUGAGGUGUCACAGUUAUCCGAGUCAGCAAUGACUACUGCUCUGAGAUCCGCUAAGGCUCCGGUAUUGCUGAUUAACGCAGCUCCACUUUCAAUCUGUAACAAUACGAACUUGGCUUCGAUUCCUGAUCAUGUUCUAAGCCUUCUUCCGGAUAACGGUGGUGUUAUCAUGCUCAAUAUGGAAAAAUGCGGUGAACGUUCUUUGGGUGUUCGUGAGGCUAUAAAAGCCAUUAAUUAUGUCCGCAAGAUUGCAGGAGUAGAUCACAUCGGUCUAAGCGGUGCUCCUAAAAGUUAUGCAUUUCUUCUUGCCGAAUUAGCCCGGGACAGAGUUUGGGGAAAUGCUGCCAUUAAAAAACUUAUAGGUGGCAAUGUUGUGAGAAUUCUUCGUGAAGUGGAAACAUUGAAAAAUCGUUUGCCUUUGUAUGAAGAUUGGAUUCCUCAUGAACUAAUUGAAAGUUCUUCCUAUUGUCGCUAUCCAGAGUCAUAAAUUAUCAUUGAGACUGCAGGACAUGCAACAAAUAAAAAAAGCAAUAUAAUAAGGCACUAGUUUUUUGAAAUAUCAAGUCAAGCGUCUGCAUGGCAAUUUGUUGUCGUUAUCUAUACUUUUUGGCUAUUUGUUUUGGCGGGAACACUAUUUUAUAUUGAAUUGGAGUUUUUGAAUUAAUUAAAAUUUGUUGCAUCAAAUUUCACAAGCAACAAAUUGCCAAAUAGGCAACACUGGCAUCUAAUAGGUAAAAUGUUUAAAUGUUAGUUCUAAAUGUUUAAGAUAAAUUAACUCAUAUAAUUCAUUAAAAAAUUAAAAAAAACCUUUUGUUGUG